Molecule: messenger RNA, 1175 nt
Organism: Musa acuminata AAA Group (dessert banana)
Lineage: Eukaryota; Viridiplantae; Streptophyta; Magnoliopsida; Zingiberales; Musaceae
Exons: 3
Coding region: 473-1111 (212 amino acids)
Source: RefSeq, a predicted model, not a curated record
CAUGCUUGUGGCUUCAGCUUCGCUGAAUCAGUCUUCAUCAGCUCCACUACUGAUGGGUCGUAAGCUUUGGGAGCUCUCCUUUGAGCUUUGCAUCUUUGUUGAAGUCGUCAACAGGAAUUAACUAUUUUGGUCCUGCACACGAAGAUUAAAAGAAAGAACAUAGUGGGGAUGUCAUUUUCUUUGAUGGCUGGAGUGCUUGCAUUCUUCCUAUCAAAGUCAUUGCUUGAUUGCAACCCCUGCCGGCCUUUGCUGCUAUCAGAUUCAAAGCUGUCUCUUUGCCCGGCAAAUUAUUCACCUGUCUAUGUCCCACCUGUUUCUUCCCUCACACAAUGCCAAUUCGAUCUCUUCUCGUGCUCCACAGAAGAGUGGAGAGAAAAGAAACAAGAGGAAGAACAAGAUCAUCCAAGUCCCACUAUUCCUGCAUCUACCACAGGUGCAGCUCACUCGGGACCUUUAACAGCAUCUUAGGAUCAUGAGGGCGCUAUCACCGGAGGCUUUAAGAGCUCCUUCGUGCUUUCUAAUAAGGCAGUGCAACUCCAAAGCAUUCGAAUGGAAGAAAGUGACAUCCAUCUAUGCUUCCCAGCUUCUCCUUGCUAUAGAAGCAUCGAGGAAUCUGAAAUUUGUGGUGCAGAAAUGGAUUCGUACACGACAAGAUCAGUGCAAGGAUAUUGGAGUCAUUUUAGGUGGAGAAAAAUAUGCUACUGCUUCAUUCACCUUCCUACCUCUUUCCUCCUCCCUUCUUUACGCUGCAAUUAAACUUCCGACAUCCUUCUGCAUCUUACUGCGCCCAGCUGCCAUUAUAAGAGUGAUCAGAGGGACAGGGGAAGAGAAAACAGCAGCUCGGAAUGAGGUUGGUUAUGUGUGGGCAGCAGAAGGAGAAUUCCAAAGGGAUCGCAUUGAUCUCUGUCUGCUGAACAGUUUUGAGCGGUCAUGCGAUUCCUCUGGAAUUUCCCAUCUGUUGCUGAAUGUUCCUCCCUCUCUACUCGGCUUGGAAAGCUCAUCGUCCAGGCUCGAGUGGCGAUUCCUCGACAUGAUCUUUACUGAGUUCUUCCCGAAGCAAGAAAACGUCCAUGAUCCUAUUGAGAGACAGAUCGAUUUAAAUGACAUGUGAAAACGAAUCGUGUAACUCGAGGAAGAAAGAUCAGAGAAAACUAACCAACUUCUUCUUCUUCUUC